Rubroshorea leprosula is the source of this 1445-nucleotide messenger RNA. Lineage: Eukaryota; Viridiplantae; Streptophyta; Magnoliopsida; Malvales; Dipterocarpaceae. The record is from the annotation of a GenBank genome assembly.
AAUUAGAUCAAUUUAAUCAAAUCCAAAGCCAUGGAGGAUCAUAUCAUCUUGUAUUUCAUCUCUUUCAGCUCUGCUCCUCCUCCUCCUCCUCCUCCUAGCCUUCAAGACGGUCCAGUCAUCUCCCUUCCAUUCGGGCCUCUUCUUGCUCUUCUCGUCUCAUCAGCAUCAGCCAUUAGAGAAUGCUUCACCAGGAACGAUGUUGUUUCAUCGGAUUGUCGGGAGUCACUCUUUAGCAAGUAUAUAGUCUACAAUCACACUACGAUAGUGACCUCAUCACAUAACGACCAUUGCGGCAACCUCCGCCGCAUUGCUUCCGUUGAAAUCUUAUCCACCAGCAGCCUCAACAAGUUUCUUGAAAUACGAAAAGACGAUGUUAAGCGAAUGGUGGCGGGAAAACGGUAUUACGAUAAGAACGCGGCUGAUUAUGAAGAAGCAAGAAGGUUCAAGGAGCUGAUAGCAGAAACGGCACAAAUUGGUGCAGUGGGGAAACCUGCAAAUGUUUUGCCGAUCUUAAAAUGGAUUGGGAAUUACGAAAAGAGAGUUAGAAAUAUUGCUAAGAGAAUGGAUGGAUUCUUACCAGGUUUGGUUGAUGAGCGCUGCAACAAGAAGGAGGAAAACACAAUGAUUGAUCAUCUUCUUUCUUUGCAAAAAUCAGAGCCCGAGUAUUACACUGAUGAAAUCAUAAAAGGGCUUGUUAUGACUUUCAUUCUUGUAGGAGUAGAUAUAUCUGAGGUGACAUUAGAAUGGGCAAUGUCUGAUUUACUGAACCAUCCAGAGGUACUAAAUAAAGCUAGAGAAGAGAUUGAUGCCCAAGUGGGUGAAGAAAGGCUAAUUGAUGAAGCAGAUGUUGCAAAGCUUCAUUACCUUCAAAAGAUCAUGCGGAAGUCACUCCGUCUUCACCCAGCAACACCACUUCUCAUCCCACAUAUGGCGUCUGCUGAUGGCACAAUUGGCGGCUAUGACGACAGUUUUAGGCCGGAGAGGUUUGAGAAGGAAGAGAAGGAGAGAUAUAAGUUGCUGCCUUUUGGGUUGGGUAGAAGGGCUUGUCCUUGGGAAGGGUUUCCCCAGCGGAUGGUCAGCUUGACUUUGGGGUCAAUGAUUCAGUGCUUUCAGUGGAAGAGAAUGAGUGAGGAGAAAAUUGACAUGAUUGAAGGAGGAGGACUUACAAUGCCCAAGGCCCAGCCACUAGAAGCUAUGUGCAAAGUUCAACCCAUGCAUUGUUCACAAGGCUUUAUACGGGGUUGAGUAGAAUUGAUGAAUCUUUUUGGUUACGGUGAAGAGUCAUAUCAUGUUACAGGAGGGGGAAAAAAAUGAAAGAAAUAAAUAAAAAGAGAUACGUAUUGUAAAAGAAAAAAAGAGUCGUGUUUGUUAACGAGAAAUGUAUUCGUAUGUUGUAUUAUAUUGUUAGUAUUGUAAUUAGGUCAAAUUAAAAUUGUUAUGGCGAU